AUUUCAUUUAUAAUAAUGAUUAUUGUUCUGUCUUUGUCUUUCGCUCUCCUCCAGGCUGAGACCACUCCCGACGGCCCUGAUGUGGGCUACGGCUCGUUUCAUCAGCAGUAUUGGUUGGAUGGCAGAAUAGUAGCUGUAGGAGUUGUGGACAUCCUUCCCUCCUGUGUGUCGUCCGUGUACCUGUACUACCACCCCGACUUCUCCUCGCUCUCAUUGGGCACCUACUCUGCUCUCAGGGAGAUUGCCUUCACCAGGCAGUUGCAGCAGCAGUCGCCCAAACUGUCCUACUACUAUCUGGGUUUCUACGUCCAUUCAUGUCCCAAGAUGCGCUAUAAGAAGUCAUGACAAAUUCAGCGAUCA
Messenger RNA from Puntigrus tetrazona (Sumatra barb), 360 nucleotides. Its product is annotated as arginyl-tRNA--protein transferase 1-like. Gene Ontology annotation, cellular component: cytoplasm. The record is from RefSeq and is a predicted model, not a curated record. NCBI's taxonomy places the organism in Eukaryota, Metazoa, Chordata, Actinopteri, Cypriniformes, Cyprinidae. Gene Ontology annotation, biological process: protein arginylation. Gene Ontology annotation, molecular function: arginyl-tRNA--protein transferase activity. The coding region runs from base 16 to 345 and encodes 109 amino acids. The transcript is spliced from 3 exons.